AUGUCUCCUACUUACAAAAAUGCCGAAUCCCACUUACGAAACAUAAAUUCCACUUGGUCCAAAAUCGUUAACACCGUAGGCCCAUGUACAUUACACCCACACCCCGAACGCCAACCGUACGAAGGCCUCAUCCGUGCAAUCACCUCUCAAAAGUUAUCAGCAGCCGCUACUGAAGCCAUUGAAAUCGUUCAAACUGACGUGGAAUCUCUUCACUCCUGUGGGUUCUCUAAAUUAAAAGCCGACGCUGUUCACAACAUUGCCAAUGCUGCACUUAACAAAGAUCUCCCCUCUAACGACGAAAUUAACAAAAUGUCAAAAGAGGACCUUUUGGAAGCCUUAAGCAAACAUAAAAGCGUUAAACGUUGGACAAUUGAAAUGUACAUGAUUUUCACUCUAGGACGCCUCGAUGUUAUGCCAGCCGACGAUGCUACCCUACGCUCUCAAAUUACGCACAUUUUCCAUUUAGAGGGCAAACCGUCCAUUGAAGAGCUAGAAAAGGUAACUUCUCCUACUGCUCCAUAUCAAACUAUAGCUGCUUGGUAUUUAUGGCACUAUCCAAAACACUAA
Schizosaccharomyces octosporus yFS286 is the source of this 567-nucleotide messenger RNA. Its product is annotated as DNA-3-methyladenine glycosidase Mag2. Lineage: Eukaryota; Fungi; Ascomycota; Schizosaccharomycetes; Schizosaccharomycetales; Schizosaccharomycetaceae. Gene Ontology annotation, cellular component: nucleus; protein-DNA complex. Gene Ontology annotation, molecular function: alkylated DNA binding; catalytic activity. Gene Ontology annotation, biological process: base-excision repair. Bases 1 to 567 code for a protein of 188 amino acids. The transcript is spliced from 2 exons. The record is from RefSeq and is a predicted model, not a curated record.